Molecule: messenger RNA, 4646 nt
Organism: Podarcis lilfordi (Lilford's wall lizard)
Lineage: Eukaryota; Metazoa; Chordata; Lepidosauria; Squamata; Lacertidae
Source: the annotation of a GenBank genome assembly
AUGGAAAGGGGUCCUUGGAGCAGCUUCCAGGCAGAGAGCAGUGUGAAUGCCCUGUCUAGCCCCACUCCUGUUUUACCAUGUGAGUAUCAUACACACAGCGCGGGUGGCGCUGUGGGUUAAACCACAGAGCCUAGGACUUGCCGAUCAGAAGGUCGACGGUUCAAAUCCCCGUGAUGGGGUGAGCUCCCGUUGCUCAGUCCCUGCUCCUGCCAACCUAGCAGUUCGAAAGCACAUCAAAGUGCAAGUAGAUAAAUAGGUACUGCUCCAGCAGGAAGGUAAACAGUGUUUCCGUGCGCUGCUCUGGUUCACCAGAAGCAUCUUAGUCAUGCUGGCCACAUGACCCGGAAGCUGUAUGCCAGCUGCCUCGGCCAAUAAAGUGAGAUGAGCGCCGCAACCCCAGAGUCGGUCAUGACUGGACCUACUGGUCAGGGGUCUCUUUACCUUUACCUUUAUCAUACACACAAGUCAUGUGCAUAUAGGGCUAAUGAUUGGCAUUAUCAAAGCAACAGGAAGUGAAAUACUGUUUCUUUUUCUUCUUCUUCCUAGCUGAAAUAACAAGCAGGCAUUUAUAGCUCGCUUGGGUACAGGAGCCACAUACCAAGAAGCAGUUCUUCCUGAGAUUUAGCAUCCAGUUCUCUCUGCGCCUGAGACGUGCGCUGGGGAAUUCAGUGCCGACUCUUGCUGAAGAUAACCUAACAACUGCUUUAGAUGUAUUCUUUAAGCAAACUUUAACGGGUGGAUUAACACAACAUGGUCCAGGAAGGUAGAACAAUAGGGCAAGUCCAGGCUUGUCAUAGAAAGAUAAUACACACAAGGGAUUAUUUGCUGGUGUGCAGGGAAUGGUAGCAACUAAUAACAGCGUGUAGUUUGGUCCAUUCAAAAUGGAGGCCGUCUGUUCCGUGCAGACAAGCAGUAACAGAAGCUUAUAUUUUGAUUCAUAGAAUCAUAGAAUCUUAGAGUUGGAAGCGAUCCAAAGGGUCAUCUAGCCCAAACUCCUGCAAUGCAGGAAUCCAUGACAGAUUGCCCUUUUACCUUUGCCUAGACACCUUCCAUGAGAGAGAGUCCACCACCUCCCAAGGGAGUCCCUUUCACUGCUGAACAGCUCUUACUGUAAGAUUACCAGAUUUUUUUUCAAAGAAUCCGGCGACACUUUUUUUUGAAAACAGAAAACAAAAGUUAUUAAAAAAGAUUAUUUUUUAAAUAAAUUAGGAAGUAAUGUCUUCUCUUCUGUGGUCUCCUCUGUCACCCGAGCCUGCUGUCUUUGAGCGCUAGCCGCCAUGGAGUAGGCUUUGGUCAAGCCUGGGCUCGGCCACGUGUCCUUGCCCUCCUGGUGCUCUCCUACCUCUCCUCCUCAACAGUGGCGGCGGCAGCGCAGCAAGGUUGGGGCUCCCCUCUUUUUUCUCCUUCCUCUUCCUCUCUCUUCCUUCUCCUUCUCCUCUCCUCCUUCUCCCUGUGUCGGCUCCAGGGUUGCUCUGGCACGGAGUGCUGCUGAGCAGUCUGCCAGGUGGCCAGGUGCUCUUGCUCCCGGCUCGAUUUGGGUCGGGAAGGUCAGCAGUUCCCCCAGUUGACAUGCCGGGUGUCCCCAGUUCCCCUUCAGCAGUGGCAGUGGCAGUCUCAGCAGCUCAGAGCCAUCCUGGUAGUGCAGUUGGCUCUGGCUGACUUCAAGAGCUGCUCGCUGCCAUGGUGCCCACCUUUCUGCCUCGCCAGAAGUCCCCAUAUGAUGUGUCUUGUGCUGUUGAACCAAUCACGCAACAUUCAUUCCCUGCUAAUAAAUCUACAACACUUAAAAUAUAAAUCCAGGGACAUUAAAUUGUGGGAGUCAUAAAGCCACGGUAAAGGCUUGUAAUAUUGCAGGGUGCCCCCUGACCUCGGCUGACCAGCACUCUGAGCUUUACAAUGUAUUGGAAUGUAAUGUAGUUGUGUUUCCUCUGGGCAGUGAUGACCUUAUACGGUGAAGGGGGCAAUAAAAGCCUUGACCGGAUGAGGUAACGUGAGACACUGGCAAACAGCCAUGCGGCUGGAGAGGGACAAAGGAAUAAAGAAGUUGCAGGAGGAGGAGAGGGAAGUUCGAGAGGAGCUGCUCCUACCAUCAUGAAAAUAUUGCUGGCUCUCUGUGUCAUAAUUUUAUGCUAAACUUCGCCAUUUGUACGGCUGGCUCCGACAAGUGGUGCCCCGUGUGAGGCUGAAUAAAAGAAUACGUCUGAGGACUAAGAGGAUUUUAAAAGAAAACCGUGUGAGGCAACUUAAAGAAAACAGUCUGAGGCAGACUGAGGCUUUUAAAAGGAAACCGUGUGAGGUUUAUCGAUCCUAGCAAAGGAUAUCAUCGGCUCACUACGCCCGGCCAGGGUUUCAAGCGCUAAUCAUCUUAAAAAGAUCCCGGUGAGUUCCGAUCCCUUAUUUAUAUUGAUUUUAGAAAAAUGGGCAGCUCUUUGUCUGCUCCCCAACAGAAAUUUUUAAAAGACUUAAAAUUUCUCCUCUCCUCCAACGAAUUGGAAGUUCCGGAGGGUGAUUUAAUACAGCUCAUUCUGGCUAUCAAAGAGCAUUCCCCCUGGUUUCCUGCAGAUGGGACUUGGGAAUUGAAACAUUGGGACAAGAUCGGGGAACAUUUUCAUGGGCACCCCAGCAUAAGUGUUCGGAUUCUAAAUGCAUGGUGCAAGGUUCGUUACGCCAUGGACUCUUUAUCACCAAAAAAUAUCUCCAUGGCUGCAUUGCCAACACAACCUUCAGCUUCUUUAAUUCAGCCUGCUGUGUUAGAGACUGUUCCAAUACUCGCCUUGCCAGCAGCAGCUCCAGACCCCAAACCUCCGGACUACAGUUCCUCACCUGAGGACUCAAUCCUGCAAAAAUACCGUGGUCUGGCUGGCAAUGAUCCUGCUCUUUCAGUGGCAGAACCAGCUACUCCUUUUCAACGUGCAGUCCUUGGCGGCGUGCUUCCUUAAUUCAGGAUACUAUGGCAUUCCCUGUUAUUGUGCCCCCUGCUGGCGCCCCGGCAGGCACCCAAGCCCAACACCAACCUUUUGACUUUAAGAUUCUGAAAGAGCUGCAACAGUCAGUAAAGGCCAAUGGACUCCAAGCCCCAUAUACGCAGGCGCUUUUAGAAGCCACAUUAGCCCAGCUCUUGGUUCCAGAGGACAUAAAGCUUUUGGCCCAUACAGUGUUACCCCCAUCAGCUGGUGUUUUGUUUGCCCACGAAUGGGAAACUGCCUGCCGUGCUUAUGCUCCAGCCUUGUUACAACAAGUCAGAGGAAAUAAUCCAAAUGUUACCCUCGCAGACGUCUUAGAUGCCAUGUUGGGGCGUGGUCCCUUCGCUCAAGCUUCAGUGCAAGCCACACUGCUGCAAAUCUUAUUGAGGGACACUGCUCUUGCUGCUAAACAAGCAAUGAGAAAAAUCCCAGAACCCACCAGUAUUCAAUCAAGGUGGGGUUCAAUCAGGCAAGAGGCAAGAGAAUCAUAUUCUUCCUUUAUGGAUAGGCUGCUUACAGCAGUGAGUCGCCAAAUUGAAAAUCCUGAAGCCAAACAAAUAAUUAUCAAACAAUUGGCCUUUGAAAAUGCCAAUGAGGAUUGUAAGGUUGCAUUACGACCGAUAAUACACAAUCCUGCCACAGACACAGCAGCCAUGCUUCGCAUUUGUCAGUCUGUUGGAACAGCCAGCCACAAGGCUUAUCUGCUGGCAACAGCGCUAAAUGAAAACCAGCCUGUAGCCACCGAUACAACUUGUUUCCAGUGUGGCAAACCAGGAUCACUGAUACCCCACUGGGGUAGAACAGUGGCCUCUACCAAAAGAAAAAUCCGCAGCAGCGGCACCAGCUAUCUCUGACCAGCUUAUUUCUGAACAAUUGACUUUCGGCCACAUUGAACCAUCUUCAUCCCACUGGCUCCAGCAGACAGGGAACAGUUUGCUUUUACAUUGCCAGUAUAUAACAAUUCGCAGCCCACCCAGCGAUAUCAGUGGGUUGUCCUGCCUCAAGGCAUGCGGAACUCCCCUACACUUUGUCAACAUUUUGUGGGUGAAGCAUUGAAACCUUUCCGCAUGCGCCACCUAGAGGUGCUGCACACGAGCUGCAUCUGGCAGUGUUUGCCUUCCUAACCAUUUGCCUUGCCAUCCUUUGCUGCACCGUUAUACAAGGAAGAGAAGCAGACGACCAGUCCAGUUGAAACCACCAUAUUUCACCUCAUCGGCUGGCAAGCAGCUGUCGCCAGAAUCCUACUCUGGCUGGCAGUAUCCACGGCUCAGCCACUUUUGAACUAGAAGAACAGCGUUGUUGAAUAAGACUUUUAGGGGAGAAAAUUAUCAUAAGAUAUGGAGGGAUAAUAUUUUUGUACAAGAUAUGAUUAUGUUUGCCAGUUUAUUGCAUGCUUCUAAAUGUUGGGUGUGUAUGCCAGUCAUUCAGGCAUAAUGCUUCAUGGUGUGCCUGUCAAUGGAUCUUUUCAAUUUACUAAUAUUAUAUCCCCUAAGCCUCCAGUACAAUUGACCCUCCAUGAGCCUCCCCCCAUUUAUUUUCAAAUUAAGGAGGGGAAAGAAUCAUGGGGCAUAUAUCCAAACUGUCAAUAUACAUUGAAUUUCACUUUUAAUAGCUCUUGUUCUCUUACAGGAAUAUACAGUGACAAAUCUCAGUGCUAUAGGAGUGACACCAGUGCAUGGCUAA